AUGGCCGCCUCCGACAUGUCUUCGGCUUCGGCAGAGAAGACGUACCUCAUGAUCGAGGAGAUUAACUCGGACUCGAGCGAGCCCCAGCUGCUCAGCCACUUCCCCGUCACAAACACGGUCAAGGACCUCAAGAUGGCCAUCGCGAGGAUGAUGGGCGAAGCGACCGAGUGGGACUCGGUCAUGGUGGUGUUUGUGGGCGAGGUGCUCGAGGACAACAGCAAGCAGCUCUCGUUUCACAAGGUCCAAAAUGGCGACACCAUCUUCUUCGUGCGCAGCGUCGAGCCGCCGCCGCCCUACGAUCCGUCCCGGGACGUCAAGGGCCCUCUCGCCGAGAAGCCACCGCUGCAGCAGCCGCAACAGCCCGCUCGGCCAACCCCGGCGGCGGCGGCCGGCGCAUCGGGGAUCGUGCUCAAGACGGUCUUCUUCCGUAACAUCGAGGGCCGCUCCAUGACGCUCGAGGACCUGCCCAUCACCAUGACCAUUGCCGCCGUCAAGGCGAAGCUGGCGGCCGAGAAAGACACGGAGAAUAACGACACGAUCCGCUUCAUCUGGGGCGGCAAGACGCUGGAGAACCACCGGACGCUAAUGGACUACAAUAUCGGCAAUAAUAGCACCAUCGAGAUUGUGUGGCGGUUGCACGGCGGGGCGGAGCGACGGGGAUAA
Messenger RNA from Lasiosphaeria miniovina, 663 nucleotides. RefSeq lists its product as uncharacterized. Gene Ontology annotation, molecular function: ubiquitin protein ligase binding; protein tag activity. NCBI's taxonomy places the organism in Eukaryota, Fungi, Ascomycota, Sordariomycetes, Sordariales, Lasiosphaeriaceae. Gene Ontology annotation, cellular component: cytoplasm; nucleus. The record is from RefSeq and is a predicted model, not a curated record. The coding region runs from base 1 to 663 and encodes 220 amino acids. Gene Ontology annotation, biological process: protein ubiquitination; modification-dependent protein catabolic process. The transcript has 5 exons.